AUGAGCAGCACGAGGAGUGUGAGCAUGAGCAAUAUCCAGAAGAAAUCAGCGGCAGAACAUCUCUUAUUCUUCGGUCCCAUAGCAAAAAGCAAUUGGACUCUGGCUGCUGAAAAAGGAGCUCUUAAAGUCGAAGCGUAUCUUGAUGCACGGCCUCUCCUUCAUAUGCUACAAGGGAGAAGAGUCAAGGACUUCCUCCUUGCAGAUGAUGCACUAAGCAUGGAAGAAAACGUUGGGACAAAAUGA
This is a messenger RNA of Eimeria necatrix, 243 nucleotides long. RefSeq lists its product as hypothetical. Lineage: Eukaryota; Apicomplexa; Conoidasida; Eucoccidiorida; Eimeriidae. The transcript has a single exon. The record is from RefSeq and is a predicted model, not a curated record. The coding region runs from base 1 to 243 and encodes 80 amino acids.